Saprolegnia diclina VS20 is the source of this 505-nucleotide messenger RNA. RefSeq lists its product as hypothetical. The transcript has a single exon. NCBI's taxonomy places the organism in Eukaryota, Oomycota, Saprolegniomycetes, Saprolegniales, Saprolegniaceae. The record is from RefSeq and is a predicted model, not a curated record. Bases 31 to 426 code for a protein of 131 amino acids.
CAUGUACCCGCUCGCAGUGUCGCACGCCAAAUGGCCAGCGCCGAUAUCCGUCACAAUUCAAGUUUCCCGCGACCGCGCAAGUCGAGUAGCAUGAUGGGCCAGACCAUGAGCGUUGCACCGCCCGUCCUCGACGACAACAAUUCUAGUUUGCUGCCGGUGCUCGAUUGGCACAGCCUCGACAGCCACAGCCCGCUCUACCCGUACUUUGCCCACGUCUACUUUGGUGGCGGCGACCUCUUUCUCAACAAGGCCGACGUCAUGGCAUUCGUCCGCGCCUUCUCCGACCAAGUGGCCUACGAAGGCAACGAGAUGGACGCGUUCGACGUCGACGACGGGUUCGAAGCGCUUGCGAGCGAGAGCGGUCGACCAGGCUACGUGCGUCUUUUAACGCUCAUCGAAGAGCUCGGCCUCCUCGUCAGCGACUGAGACUUUGCUCAUUCCGCUCGCACCAACUAUCUAUCUAACAGUGUACACUAUCUACUAACUAGUAUUCGUUUGCUCUCUG